Molecule: messenger RNA, 4488 nt
Organism: Nezara viridula (southern green stink bug)
Lineage: Eukaryota; Metazoa; Arthropoda; Insecta; Hemiptera; Pentatomidae
Source: the annotation of a GenBank genome assembly
AUGAAAGAUGGCGGAGAUGAUGAGAAAAAACACCUGAAAAGAGAAUUCUACAGCUACAAACAUGAAAACGCGCAUUGGUAUUCUAGAAUAACUUUCUUUUGGCUACUACCUCUAUUGAAAAUGGGCUACAAACACCCGCUGGAAAUGGAAGAUCUUGGAAAACUUCCAAUAUCUGAGAGUUCAAUGGAGCAAUUUGCAUGUUUUACAGAAACAUAUAACAGAAAUAAGGGACCAGACAAAAAUCCUUCUUUGUGGAAAUGUUAUUUUCAAUGCUAUUGGAGGAAUUUCUUCAUUGGUGGAGUUCUUAAAUUCCUUGGUGACAUGGUUGGAUUUGUAGCACCACUUGGAAUAGCUGUUAUUGUUGAAUACGUAACGAACAAUCAAGUUCAGAGCUUUGAGGGUAAAUACAUUAAAGUUAAUGACUUUCUGAGGAAUGGAUACAAUAUGGCUGGAAUAAUUUUCCUAAGUGCAUUGGCCCAAGGAAGUUUCUCCCAAGCUAGUUCACAUAUUAUAACUGUUGAAGGAAUACGUCUGAAAACUGCACUUCAGGCUUUAAUAUAUGAUAAAACGUUAAAGCUCAGUAUGUCAAACAAAGAUGAUGAUUCUUCAUCUGAAGGAAGAGUGGGGAGCACUACAAAUCUGAUGUCAGAGGAUGCAUUCAACGUCAUGACUUGUUUUUGGAUAGGCCAUUAUACUUGGGCGAUACCAUGGAAGGUGGCAGUGUUGAUGUAUUUGUUGUACUGCAAGCUUGGACUAAGUGCUGUUAUCGGUGCGCUAUUUUGUAUUAUCUUCAUGACUCCUUUACAGUUUAUUAUUGGGAAGAAAAUGUCUAACAAUUCGAAGAUCAUAACAACUUUGUGUGAUGAAAGACUUAGAAUGACCAAUGAACUGCUGCAAGGAAUUAAAGUUCUUAAACUAUGCGGCUGGGAAAAUGAAUUCUGUGUCCGGAUCACAUCCGCUCGAAAGAAAGAAAUCAAGUUUUUAGACAAGGAUUCCUUGUAUUGGGCCUUGAUGACUUUUCUGACCCAUAGUUCUACUUCACUGAUAACACUAGUUACUCUUGGAGUGUACUAUUACAUAGAAGGAUCUUCACUCUCACCAGCCAACGUCUUUUCUGCAUUAGCGCUUUUCAAUCAACUAACAGUGCCACUUUGUAUUUUUCCAAUUACUGUUCCCAUCAUAAUUAGUGCUUUGAUAAGCACUAAAAGGCUUGAAGAAUUUUUUGCCUUACAAGAAACUAUUAAUAUUCUACCUGCCGUUCAUGACCCAAUUUUUCAAAAGAACUCUAAGAAAAAUAAACCAGAAACUAUUCCAGAAGUGAGGAGAGAAAGCGCCUUUGGCCUCAAAGAUAUCGUAGAAGAAACCGAUGACACCGGUGAUAGCAAUGACACAAUUAAUAAAGAAGAUGUAAAAGUUCACAAAAGUUCUGUUUGUAUUCUGAGAGAUGCUGGAUUCUCUUGGGGUGAAGAAGAGAAACCUACUUUGUGGAUAGAUAAACUCAACAUACCUAAAGGAGAAUUGACGGCUGUGAUCGGCAGAGUUGGAAGUGGUAAAAGUUCUUUUCUUAGUGCUCUUCUUGGGGAAAUGAAAUCUGUUUCUGGCCUCCUCAAAUGGGAAAAAGGUGUUUCAUUGGCAUAUGUUUCUCAGCAGCCAUGGCUCUUGAACGCUACACUAAGAGAUAACAUUUUGAUGGGCCUCCCUUACAAACCAAAAAGGUUUAACAGAGUUAUAAAUGCUACGGCUCUCCAGCCUGAUAUUGAUAUUCUGCCACAAAAAGAUCUUACUGAAAUCGGAGAAAAGGGCAUCAACUUAUCCGGUGGUCAGAGGCAGAGAGUCGCUAUCGCUAGAGCUUUGUAUUCAAAAGCUAACGUCAUCAUACUUGAUGACCCACUUUCAUCACUCGAUUAUCAUGUUGCUCAACAUGUUUUUGAAAAAGGAGUAUUAAAUUUGGUGACGAAACAGAAAAAAACUGUUGUUAUGGUCACACAUUCUCUUCAUUUGCUUACCUAUGCUGAUUUAGUCGUAGCAUUGGAAAGUGGUCGACUUAAGGCAUGUGGAAAGCUUAGAGAUUUAGAGCUAGUAGACGGUGUUGUGACUUUUGUCAGUGAAGAAAGAGGAAAAACAGCAAGAGAAAGAUGGCAACUAGUUAGACUAGUUUCUCGAAUAGGCAGAUAUAUAAGGCAGUCAGGCAGACAGCAGAAUAAACCGCUAUUUAUACCUUUUCAUAAAAGACUGAGUACAGCAUCGGAAUUUUUCUGGACCGGUGAAUUGCCAUUACCAGAAAAAGAACUACCUCUCGGGAGGGCUAUGACCUUGCCUAGGCACAGGCCCGUCGCCAGAGCAAGCUCCCUCCAACCGCACCCUAGUGCUCCUCCCCAAGUUUGUCCCGUCACGAGGCAGGCUUCUAGUCCAACCAUAAAUCAAGGAAGAAGGUCUAGGACAUACACUUUUGACAGUGGUAUACAAGGAGGAAAUUUGUUGAAGCAAAUAUUCAUGACUUCAACAAAAAAUGUUCAAACCGGAUCGGAAAUACCUGUUACAGGUAGUUUCAAAGAGAAAAAUAUUUUGAAAAGACUGAUGUCAUCUGCUUCUAUCAAAUCUGUAGUAUUCAACGAAAAUGAAAAACAUCCUAUCCAAAGGCUGCCGUCUACUUGUAGUGAUUACAGUGAUGACUAUUGCGAUGAUGAAGAUGAAUUGGAUCCGGACUGGUGCGGAACAAGUACGACAGAUGAAAGACAGUAUGGGAAAAUAUCGCCAUAUGUGUACCUCUCAUAUGUGAAAGCUUGUGGAUAUUUUGUAUCGAUACUUUAUUUCACUUUAGCAAUUUCUUGGCAAGCAUUUAGGGUUUAUACUGACUUUUGGUUGAGUGCUUGGACUGAAGAAUCUUCUACUUCAGAAGAAAAGACAUUUUAUUAUUUGACGAUGUACACUGGGCUUUCAUUACUCAGCGUUUUGAUAUCUCUAUUAUACAAUCUUCUUGGCCAAUAUUGUGGUUCACAAGGAAGAAAAACACUUCAUAGAAACAUGCUAUUUUCAGUUGUAAGGCUUCCAAUUACUGUGUUUGAAAUCAUGCCUUUGGGUAGAAUACUUGCUCGCUUUUCUACAGACAUAAAUAUAAUUGACAAGAAAUUGGCAACUUCUAUUCAGAGGUUAUUGCAGUUUCUUUUCUUAUGUUUCUCUGCAAUCCUUGUGAAUUCUAUUGUGACUCCUUGGUUUCUUAUCAUCGCUGUUCCAAUUUGCAUAAUGUAUUAUGUUGUACAAAAAUUUUACCGUUCUUCUUCUAGGGAACUGCAAAGACUUGAUAGUAUGACUAGAACUCCCAUUAUUUCACAUUUAACUGAAACUUUGUCUGGCCUUGAAACUAUCCGAGCUUUUAAACAACAAAGAAGAUUUACUGCAGCCAUGCUUUAUAAGAUUGAUGCUCACACAAAUGCUUUUCUUAUAAGCAAUUGUGCAACAAGGUGGCUUGGAAUAGCUCUUGAUUACCUCGGGGCUGUAAUAGUCCUACUCGCAACACUUGUUUCUCUUAUCUGUAGCUGGCUUAUGCCUCAAUUGAUAACACCUGCUUUAGUCGGUCUUGCAAUCAACUAUACUUUACUACUUCCAAUUUAUCUAAACUGGGUUGUUAAGUUUGUUUCUGACGUUGAGAUGUACAUGGCUGGAGUAGAACGUAUUGUUAAUUAUAUUCAGAUGCCCUCUGAAAACUAUAAAACUAAUGGAUUCAUUCCACUUAAGUGGCCUGCGAGGGGAGAAAUAAGAUUUGAAGGUGUAACACUGAGAUAUGAUCAUAGUAAUGAAAUAGCGAUUCAUAAUUUAACUCUUCAUAUUAAGCCAGGACAGAAGGUUGGUAUUUGUGGGCGUACUGGAAGUGGUAAAUCUUCUCUGGUUAUGUCUUUAUUCGGCAUGACUCCAAUAGUUGAAGGAACUAUUUUGGUAGAUGGUGUUGAUAUUUCAGCAGUUCCUCUCCAAAUACUUCGUUCGAGACUUUCUAUCAUCCCACAAGAUAUAAUCAUGUUCAGUGGAACAAUCAGGGAAAAUUUAGAUAUGGAAGGAAAAUUUAAUGAUGAUAAACUUUGGCAAGCAUUAGAAAUGGCCCAAAUGAAGGAAACUGUAUCCACUCAACUAGGUGGUCUUGAUGGUCAAGUUCGUGAAGGUGGUGUUAAUUUAAGCUCUGGACAAAGACAGCAGCUAUGCCUAGCGCGAGCUAUCCUUCACAAUGCAGCGUGCUUGAUAAUGGACGAGGCAACCUCUUCUCUAGAUCCAACCACGGAGCAAACCUUUCUCAAUGCAGUAGAAAAGGCUUUUUCAAAGAAAACAGUUGUCAAUAUUGCGCACCGUCUUGGAAGCCUUCUCUCCUGUGAUAGAAUAAUCGUCUUAGAAUCAGGGCGGGUGGUUGAAGAUGGCACUCCGCAUGAACUGCUUCAUCGAUCAAUGGGAAUAUUUUCGACCAUGUUACGUUCUACAGAAAGGCAGGAGCCUUAUCAUUAA